Messenger RNA from Saccostrea echinata, 903 nucleotides. RefSeq lists its product as uncharacterized. NCBI's taxonomy places the organism in Eukaryota, Metazoa, Mollusca, Bivalvia, Ostreida, Ostreidae. The transcript has a single exon. The coding region runs from base 1 to 903 and encodes 300 amino acids. The record is from RefSeq and is a predicted model, not a curated record.
AUGCAGGAACAUAUAGCCCAUGCCCAAGAGGAGAGCGCUCUUUAUAACAAUUGUAUCAAAGAAGCGCUUGAGAACGGUUCUCGACAUUUUACAUUUGAUUUCAGUCAGAAUGUAAACAUACCUCAUCAUGCUCGUCAAAUGGGACCGCUAUAUUUCCUGAGUCUUCCCAAAAUUCAAAUAUUCGGUUUUCGAAUAGACGACAUCCCAAAGCAAUUAAAUUUUUUAAUUGAUGAACAUGAAACGAUAGAUUGUGAUGGUACGAAUACACAUGGACCAGAUUCCGUUAUUUCAAUGAUCGACUGGUCAUUUUCUCAGUACGGAACGGGUGACAGAAAAAUCACAAUUCAUGCCGAUAAUUGCUCAGGUCAAAAUAAAAACCAGUUUGUCAUCGGAUAUCUUAUGUGGCGUAUUAUGACAGGACAGCAAGAUGAAAUAACGUAUAUGAUGCAAGUUCCAGGACAUACGCGUUGUAUCAUUGAUGGCGGAUUUGCUCUAAUCAAGAAACUUUACAGACGAAGUGACUGCGAUUCUAUUGAUCAGCUUGAAAGAAUCGUAGAGCAGUCCUCAGUUGCAAACUCGACUGUCCGGUAUCCCGCAUGGCAGUGGCGAGAAAGGAAGGCUUUUCUAUCCGAGUAUUUUAAACCUCUCAAGGGAAUACGCAAGUACCACCAUUUUUGCUUUCAAAGUACAGAGCCUGGUACUGUAACGGUAAAGGAAUCGGUUUCAUCAGAAGAAAUGAAAAUCAACAUAUUAAAAGACAGAAACUGUGUGUUUAACCAGGAUAGACCAGCUAUUAUACAACCCACCGGUCUUUCUGAUGCUCGCAAGCAGUACUUGUUCACGAAAGUAAGACUAUUUGUACGACCGGCUCAACAAGAUAUGACCGGCCGACCGCCUGAAUAA